CUUCGGCAAUUUCGCCAGUCAAGCUGGAGUUAACCAUCUACCGACAAUGGGGUCCACCCCCAUGGUUGACGCCGUCCGUGGCAUUACCCUCUGCAUGGCUAUCUUGUGUACGAUUGUUUGCUGUCUACGGUUGUAUAUGCGCCGUUUUGUCGUGAAGUCAUUCAACGUUGACGACUACCUCGUGAUAGUCGCUUUGAUCCUCGUCAAUGGUUUCUCUGCCCUCGCAUACACAAUCAGCUACUACGGCCUGGGCGACCACCAAGCCGACGUUAUCGCGAGGGGAGACCUAGUCACCUGGCUGAAGAUCUACUACGCCGCCCUCUGCAGCUACCUGGUAGUAGCCGCCGCCGUAAAGCUCAGUCUAACGACCUUCAUAAUGCGCGUCUUCCCACAGCGCUACGUCCAGCGCACGGGCUAUGCAAUCAUAUUCUUUAUCGUCGCCUUUACAGUCUCAGGCGAGCUGAUCCUGGCCUUCCAAUGCAAGCCCGUACGCGCCUUCUGGGACAAGACAAUCAUUACGGCACAAUGCUUCUCGAACGACACGCUCUUCGCAAUCACAAUGUACCAGGGUGUGCUUAUGUUCGUCUGCGACAUCGUCAUCAUCGUGCUCCCGAUGCCGGCAAUCUGGGGCCUGCAGAUGGCACUGAAGAAGCGACUGCUCGUGCUUUUUUUGUUUAGUUUUGGGGUUAUCGCCUGUGUUGCCGCCCUAGUGCGGUUUUCGACACUGGUGUAUACAAAAGACACAACAGAUAUGACUUACUCAGCAGCAAUGUCCCUAAUCUGGAUGGAGAUCGAAUUUAAUUUCGGACUCCUCGCGGGCUCACUCGGCUCACUCCGGAAGCUUUUCAAGAUCAAAUCCAUAUUCAGCAGCGGGCAGCGAUACGGGUCCUCGCGACGGUACGAGCUGGACGAUAUCCGCGGUACCGGCAGUGGGUCUGCACCAACCCACGAUAAUCGGCGCGCGUGGAAGAAAGGCGGGGGAAUUCUCAGGUCCUACGAGGUUACCUCGACGGUUGAUAGGGAUCCUCUGUAUGAUGAGUUUGAGGGGAGGGUUGGUAGGAGGCCGGAUAGCCAGGAACAUAUUAUGCUGGAGAAUGGGAAUGGGAUGGUGUAUGGGCAGGGGGAUCCGAUCAGGGUCCAUAUUAGGGCGGCAGGGUCGUGAGGACUUGAGGGUUAAAAAGCAUGAUUUAGUGACUACUGAGCCAACUAGGUUGGAGGUUUAUAAAAGCAAUCAAAGAGCCCAUUCAUCUUGAAG
Molecule: messenger RNA, 1255 nt
Organism: Aspergillus versicolor CBS 583.65
Lineage: Eukaryota; Fungi; Ascomycota; Eurotiomycetes; Eurotiales; Aspergillaceae
Exons: 5
Coding region: 47-1162 (371 amino acids)
Source: RefSeq, a predicted model, not a curated record